GGAGACAUCCAACAAGAAUUUCAUAGGGCUAAAGUGACAUUUUUUUGAUAAAAUCACCGACUUUUAGUCACUUACGUUCAAAUAAUGCCAUGUCAAACAUGUGACAGGGUUUGGUACCCGUAUGUAACCUAUCGGUACCAACUCGACAUGAAUGGUGAAUUUAAUCUGGAAGAAAAAUAUAGUCGAGUCCUCGCCACCGCUCACUAGAACGGUAUUUGAUGGGUUUAUACUAAUCUGGGUGAUGGGUUUAUCAUGAGGUUUAGUGGUUUGUAUGACCCUGACUUCGACUUUGUCCUCAGUUAUUGUCAAAAUUGACACUCUGAGAGUACCAUCGUCAAAACCCAUCAAAAGCUCAUCGCCGUAGACGCAAAGCUACGACAAAUAUUGUCACUUUAUCAUGGUUAUAAUCCAGAUGGUACCUUUGGUGGAAUCCAAAUCAUGCAAGUACCUUUCGCCGGAUAUUGGUAAUCAAAAAUGAGCCUCUUUUCUAAGUAAGCAUAGACAUAAAUUCGCCCAUCUUCGCCCAGACUCGCCAAAAAAGGCCCAUUGGGACUGGCUGCAAUGGCUACGACUUUACCAGCAUGACAUUUAUACAACUGUACCGAUUCUUUCGGUGUCUCUUCAGUGUUGAGGUCGAUCAUCCAGAUUCCACCAUUGCCGUCUUGUCCGAAAUAACUCGUAUCUUUCGGAUCUGGAUACCUCUUUCGCAUACACAUCAACAUGAGUCCCUCGGUGUGAAAAUCAUAAGUUGGUUCGAUUUGAAUUACUCUGUCGUCAUCUGGAGGGUCAGCUUGAUCGAUUUUUUCAUACCACCAGACUUUAACAUGCCCAUCCAUUCCCACCGUCAUUAAUUCCCCGUCGUUGUACGAGAUUUGCACAAUUGGACCGUCAUGACACUUUCUUCUCAAGGUCCGAAAAACUUCAAGUUUGAUCAAUCCGGCGUCCCAGACCAAAAUAUUGCCCCAGGAGCAGCCGGAAACGACUUUUUCGUCCGGCAUCGGGAGUACUCCCAAAAUAUCCGAAAACUCAGUUUUGCCAAACCGCCCCAAUUCGCCUUUGAGUUUAAGUCCGGUGAAAGUCCGGGCCAUUUUCCAGAAUUUAAUAUGGGAUAUACCACAACUGGUCAACUGGCCUGGACAAUAGGGCGAAAAUUUCACCCUGUUGACGUCGUUGACGUACGAUUUCGUCCUAAGAAGGAUCCUACGUUUCGGCCAAUUCCAGAUUGUUAUCAGAUAGUCGGGUUCACCGCCUUGAGAGACCAAUAAUAAGCCAUCGGGGCUAAAAUCUAAAUGGGAGUAAAGCCUCGAGGAGCCCCCUUUUAACACGCAGUUGAUCUCCAUGGAUGGCCACUCGUAGAUUAUGAUCAAGGGUAUUUUGCCGUUCUCUGCUAUAGCGACAUGAUUAAAUUCCGGGUUUGGAUUCGCCUUAAAAGGCCCAACUUAGGCGGAAAAUGAAUAUUAAAAAGGUAUACCUUUAUAUGUGCUAUUCCCCCUCCCAAGGCACUCCGCCGGAAGGAAAUGGUUUUCGUCAGUACAUCGAAAAAAUUGAUGAAAUUUCCCGACGCGAAAAUCAGAGUGUCGGGAUCGGGUGAAGUGAGAUUAAAGUAUUUCCGACAGUUGUAACCAAACGAAAAACUACAAAGGUGAGUUAUUAGGAAAAAAAUAAAAUGAGAGAUUAUUUUACUCAAAUUUUAAAACAUCUUCGUUGAUUGUACAUUUUUCGCUUUGAUACGGGCCGGAAAUGAACGUACUCGCAUCGUAAAUACUCCAAUGGUCUUCCUCUUCCUCCUCCUCCUCUUCGUACUCUUCUUCUUCAUAUUCUUCUUCAUCCUCGGGAAGAUCUUCGAGACCUUCAUCGGUUUGCGACAUCUUUCAAGUUUGAUCAAUGCCAAUUUCGUUGUCAAGAUAUUCGAGGGCGAUGCUGACCGCAGCCGGGAUUGUCACACUCGUCAUCAUGGUGGUGGGUGUCAUCGGCAACUUACUCACAGUUUUCGCGCUCAUGAGGAACUCGAAGAUUAGAACAGUCGCCGCUGCUUUUAUCGCGAGCUUGUGCAUCUCCGACCUGAUGUUCUGCUUCAUCGUUCUUCCGUUCGCCGCGAGUCAAUUCUUCCACGGUACGUGGAUCCACGGCGACGUCCUCUGCACCAUAAUCCCCGUUUUGCGCUACGGAAGCGUGGGAGUCUCCCUCCUGAGCAUCGCCAUGAUAUCAGUAAACCGCUACAUCCUCAUCGCUUGGCCCCACGUCUACGGCCAAAUCUACACCAAGGCAAAGGUCGCGAUCUACAUCACCGUCAUCUGGCUCUUCAGCUACGGCCUACAGAUCCCGACUUUGCUGGGCCAAUGGGGGGUGUACGGCUUCGACAAGAAGCUCGGCACUUGCUCGAUUAACAAAGACGCCAAUGGGCGCUCCUCAAAGACAGCCCUUUUCGUAAUCGGGUUCGCUCUCCCGUGUGCUGUCAUCGUGGUUUGCUAUGCUAACAUUUUCUGGGUGGUGCGGAAGAGCCACAAGCGGCUCAAACAGCACAACUCGGGGGGCGACUAUAAGCGAAGCGAGAUGAAGAUAACGAAGAUGGUGCUAGUGAUUUUCGUUUGUUUUGUCGUGUGUUAUUUACCAAUCACAAUCGUGAAGAUUUUCGAUCCGGAAGUUAAGCAAGCACCUUUGCAUGUCUUGGGGUACAUCCUCAUCUACAUUUCCUCUUGUGUGAAUCCAGUGGUGUACGUCACCAUGAAUAAACAGUACAGACAGGCGUAUUUGGACACGUUAAAGUGUCGCAUGGCCAGUGCUGGGGACUCGCUGCACACGCCGAGCCCCCAUAGUCGGACGCAUUUAUCUGUUGGGUACCUCAAAAAUGUGGUAAACAACUCGCCCAAAGUGUGACGUACACUAUUCUAUUAUUUAUUCCUCUAAUAUUUAUGUAAAUACCAAAGUACAAAUACCUUACAUUAAGGCUCUUUUUAUUGUGUACAUAGUUUUUUUAUGAAAUAAAGUAUUAUUGA
Messenger RNA from Tribolium madens (black flour beetle), 2996 nucleotides. Its product is annotated as G-protein coupled receptor moody-like. Gene Ontology annotation, molecular function: G protein-coupled receptor activity. Lineage: Eukaryota; Metazoa; Arthropoda; Insecta; Coleoptera; Tenebrionidae. The record is from RefSeq and is a predicted model, not a curated record. Gene Ontology annotation, biological process: G protein-coupled receptor signaling pathway. Bases 1885 to 2877 code for a protein of 330 amino acids. The transcript has 3 exons. Gene Ontology annotation, cellular component: membrane.